Messenger RNA from Trachemys scripta elegans, 2153 nucleotides. Its product is annotated as olfactory receptor 4Q3-like. The coding region runs from base 1 to 1014 and encodes 337 amino acids. Lineage: Eukaryota; Metazoa; Chordata; Testudines; Emydidae. The transcript has a single exon. Gene Ontology annotation, cellular component: membrane. The record is from RefSeq and is a predicted model, not a curated record. Gene Ontology annotation, biological process: G protein-coupled receptor signaling pathway. Gene Ontology annotation, molecular function: G protein-coupled receptor activity; olfactory receptor activity.
AUGGAAGCCAAAGCUCCUGGGUUCCCUCCAAUGUACUACCUCCCAAUGUCAUUAUUCCUCUCUCUUCUAGGCAUUGAGCUGAUGAAUGGCUCGGCAGUCUCACAGUUCACCCUCCUAGGCCUGUCCCACUCCCGCCCUCUCCAGCUUCUCCUCUUCGGCCUGGUCUUGGCCUGCUAUGCCGCCAGCCUGCUGGGCAACUUCCUCAUUGUGGUGACCGUGCGGGUGGACCCGCGCCUCCUCCAGUCCCCCAUGUACUUCUUCCUGGCCAACCUCUCGCUCAUCGACAUGGCCCUCAGCUCAGUGGCUGCUCCCAGGAUGCUUGGCAACUUGCUGAGCGAGGGCAGCACCAUCUCCUAUGGGGGCUGCAUGGCCCAGCUCUUCUUCCUUCACUUCCUGGGUGGCUCCGAGAUGUUCCUCCUCACACUCAUGGCCUAUGACCGCUACGUGGCCAUCUGCCACCCACUGAGCUACGCCGAGACCAUGCACCGCCACCGCUGCCUGGGCCUCCUGGCAACCUGCUGGGCUGGAGGCUUGCUCCACUCUGCCACUCAGCUGGUGUUGGUGGUCCGGCUGCCAUUUUGUGGGCCCAGCAAGCUGGAUAAUUUCUAUUGCGAUGUACCUCAGGUGGUCAAGCUAGCUUGCACCGACACCUACAUGGUAGAGAUGCUCAUGGUGUCCAACAGUGGCCUGAUCUCUCUGGUCUGCUUCCUGGUCUUGCUGGGGUCAUAUGGUGUCAUCUUGGUGACUCUCAGGGGACGCUUUGGUGAUGGGGGUGGUGGGAAGGCUUUGUCCACCUGUAGCGCCCACCUGAUGGUGGUGAGCCUCAUCUUUGUACCCUGCAUUUUCGUCUACCUCCGGCCUUUCUCCAGCUCACGGAUGGACAAGAUGGCCUCCAUCUUCUACACCAUCAUCACGCCAGUGCUGAACCCCAUUAUCUACACCCUGAGGAACCAGGAGGUCAAAGAAGCCAUGAAGCGACUGAGGCAUAGGUUUUGGUUCCCUUGUUGGACAUAGAAAUCAAAUGGGAGCAGAGAAAAAGAGUGAUUUAUUUAUUUAUUUAUUUUACGAGGAUCAGUGUAAAGUUUUGCAUGUGGCAUAGGGAUCUACAUGAAAAAAAUCAUGCGGUUCUAGGAAUAUGUUUGGUUUCUUCUUAGGCAGGUGUCAGGGUGUUUUUAAUGAGGAUUUCUGCCAAAUUUGUCAUGUGACACUGGGAUCCUUGCACAUUUUUUUCACCCUUUGUGUUUCAGUGUCUCCUCAGUGAGUCUCGAAGGUGAGUGGGUGGGAGGUUAAAUGUUUUUCAGGAGGAUUCGUGAAAAUUUUUUCAUGUGACAUCUGGAGCAAUGGAAAAAAAUGUAUGUGGCUUUUGGAUUGUCUCUGUGUUUUUGGUGUAGUGUUAAGGUUGGUAACGGAAGUAAUUGGUUGGAAUGAUUUUCAUGAUGACAGGUGCAAAAUGUCACAUUUAAUAAUGGGAUCAGUGAGGAAUUUUUCAUGUGGUCUCAGUGCCCUAAUUGGUUUUGGUUUGUUGUUAGGAAGGAGAUGGGGGGUCAUGGAGUAAUGGUGAGAAAGAUUUGCACAAGGUUAGAAUCAUGGAGUCAUACACGAUCCCUUAAUGGUUUGGGUUUAUUUCAUAAAGGAGGUUUGGGGAGUUGGGUUUAAGUUGUUGGCAGUGGACAGGGGGAUUAGUGAAAAAGAUUUUCACGAUGAUCCAUGCACAUCCUUUCAUGCAGCAUUGGGCUCUGUGUGCCAGUUUCCACAACUCUGCAGGUCCCCUUCAGCUGGGACCCAGUUGCAGUGCAUUGUUGGAAAAUAGUGGGAAAGCUUUCCCUGGAGUUGUGUGUGAAAUUUCUCACAUGGAUUCAAGACUCCGGGGCUCUCAUAAAGGAAAAGAAAGCUUUUGGGAAGAACUGGGGAACAUGUUCUUCUGGAAGAUAAAUACAACAUUUUUCAUAUGGCUUCAGAAGUUAUUAUUUUGAUUUCUCCUUAUGAAGGAUGUGGGUGAUAGGGGGAAGGGGUGAUUUUUUUUUCACAAGUAUCCAUGCAAUUUUUUCAAAUGAGCUGGGUGAAUAAUGGCAGUUCCAAAUAUGAGAGUCUGGACAUUUUUUUUUGAAACCAAAAAACCUUGGUUCAAGUAGAACCAGAUUUGAAAAUUUGAA